Capsicum annuum is the source of this 1834-nucleotide messenger RNA. Its product is annotated as probable aspartyl protease At4g16563. Gene Ontology annotation, molecular function: aspartic-type endopeptidase activity. NCBI's taxonomy places the organism in Eukaryota, Viridiplantae, Streptophyta, Magnoliopsida, Solanales, Solanaceae. Gene Ontology annotation, cellular component: extracellular region. The transcript has a single exon. The record is from RefSeq and is a predicted model, not a curated record. Bases 151 to 1539 code for a protein of 462 amino acids. Gene Ontology annotation, biological process: proteolysis.
CAGUGAGAGUAAAGUUACGUUAUUAGCCACAUAACUAUCUCCAUACAACGAAUAAUUUCUUUCUUUUAUCUCAUAGUUUACUGUACUACUAAGCUAUUCGUACUAUUUAAUUUGGGUCCAAACGGCACACUUCCCCAAAAAAACAACGCAAUGGCUUCUUUUUCUUCUUCCCCUUUUGCCUUGUUUCUUUCUUUGCUUUCUCUCCUCUUUCCCUUCAUUUCUUCUUCAACAUCCACCACAACAAUUCCACUUACACUUUUUAACACAAAAAACCCAUCUCAAGAUUUGUAUGGAAAGCUCACACAUUUAGCUUCCAUUUCCUUAGCAAGAGCAAAUUACAUCAAGAAGUCUCAAGAUUCUUCUGUUUCCACUACCCCUUUGUACCCUCAUAGCUAUGGAGGCUACUCCAUUACUCUUCUCUUUGGUACACCUCCUCAGAAGAUCGAUUUCAUUAUGGAUACUGGCAGUAACUUUGUUUGGUUCCCUUGUACGACAAAGUACUUGUGUUCCAACUGUUCUGUGUCUUCCUCUAGUUCACAUACCAUUCCUACAUUUAUUCCUAAAUCAUCGUCUUCUUCACGAGUUCUUGGUUGUUUGAAUCCCAAAUGUGGAUGGUUACAUAGUAGAACUAAUCCGAAAUCGCGUUGUCAGGACUGUGAGUCCCGCACUAACUGUAAACAGGUUUGUCCACCUUAUAUUAUUCUUUAUGGUUCAGGCUCUACAGGUGGUCUUGCUCUCGUUGAAACACUUGACUUGUCUAACAAGAAAGUACCAAAUUUUCUUGUUGGUUGUUCGAUAUUUUCGUCCCAACAACCUGCGGGAAUUGCUGGUUUAGGUCGUGGACUUGCUUCAUUGCCAAGUCAGUUAGGUGUCGAGAAGUUUUCAUAUUGUCUUGUGUCACAUAGAUUUGAUGACACUGGUAAAAGUAGCAAUCUUGUUUUGGAUUUCAGUGAUAGUAAAAAGUCUGCUGGCUUCAGCUAUACUUCACUGCUGAAAAAUCCAGUUGUGCCUGGAAAGAAUGGAUUGUCAGUGUACUACUAUGUUGGCUUAAGAAAGAUUACAGUUGGAGGGGAAAAAGUGAAGAUCCCAUACAAGUAUUUGACACCCGAUUCCAAUGGAAAUGGUGGAAGUAUUGUCGAUUCAGGGACAACUUUUACUUACAUGAAUCGUGGUAUUUUUGACCCAGUGCUUAAUGCAUUUGUGAAACAAGUAAAGGGUAUUCCAAGAACUGAAAGUAUUGAAACAUCAACAGGUUUAGGUCCAUGUUUCAAUUUUUCGGGGCACAAAACAUUGUCAUUGCCAGAACUCAAGUUUCACUACAAGGGUGGUGCAGAAAUGUCAUUGCCAUUGGCAAAUUACUUCUCAAUUGCAGGUGAAACUGAUGUGAUAUGUCUAACUAUGAUCACAGAUAGUGCUUUUGGCCCUGAAUUGUCUACCGGUCCAUCGAUAAUUCUGGGGAAUUUUCAGAUGCAGAACUACCUUGUUGAGUUUGAUCUCAAAAAUGAAAAGUUUGGGUUCAAGCAGCAAGUGUGCAAAUGAAGGAAAAAAAAAAAAGGCAAUAGUGAAAGUGCACUAUUAACUUUUUAGCCCCUUUUCUGUAGUUUUUGUACUACAUAAUUGAGGUUAAUCACUCAAAGAUUUGCCUUUUUGAGGGCUAUGAUCUAGUGGUCAGUGGGGAUAAAGAUGAUGGUAGAUGAUAACAUUCACAUGAAUGGUAAAGUGAGGUAUUUAAUUUUAGUUGUCCAAUGAAUUAGACCUUGUUAAUUAGUGGUUAUUGCUUUAAGAUUAAAAGCAAGUGAUGAAAAUAAAUGUACUUUACUUUUUCCUUCUUCUA